GGGCUCUGCCCCUUGCUUUUGGCUCUCUCUCUCUCUCUUUCUCAUUCUCUCUCGUGCUUUGAUCUCUGCUUAACAACAGUAACGUCACAGGGGCUAUACAGGAGAGUUUUGUUGGAAGUUAGAAAGUUUUGCAGCCUCCAGAGGGCUGUAGCGGCAGUAGCAGAAGCAGCAUCCAAGGGACUCCUGGAAGGGGAAGAGAGAGAGCGAGUGAGCGACUGACUCAGUCCUGCUGCAGAAAACUGACUCGAGGCGACGGAGGCAGACAUGGAACAUCAGCUGCUGUGCUGCGAGGUGGAGACCAUCCGACGAGCCUACCUAGAUGCCAACCUCCUCAAUGACAGGGUGCUGCAGACAAUGCUGAAGGCGGAGGAGACCUGCUCGCCCUCCGUCUCCUACUUCAAGUGCGUGCAGAAAGAAAUCUUGCCAUAUAUGAGGAAAAUAGUUGCCACUUGGAUGUUGGAGGUUUGCGAGGAGCAGAAGUGCGAAGAGGAAGUUUUCCCCUUGGCUAUGAAUUAUUUGGACAGAUUUUUGUCGUUUGAACCCCUCAAGAAAAGCCGAUUGCAAUUGCUGGGAGCUACCUGCAUGUUUGUGGCUUCAAAAAUGAAGGAAACUAUUCCUCUGACCGCAGAAAAACUGUGCAUUUAUACAGAUAACUCCAUUAGACCCGACGAAUUACUGCAAAUGGAGCUGCUUCUGGUGAAUAAGCUGAAAUGGAAUCUGGCUGCAAUGACCCCCCACGAUUUCAUUGAACAUUUCCUUACUAAAAUGCCUCUGGCAGAGGACACCAAGCAGAUCAUCCGUAAACAUGCUCAGACUUUUGUGGCUCUGUGCGCUACAGAUAUUAAAUUUAUUUCAAACCCACCUUCCAUGAUCGCAGCUGGCAGUGUGGUAGCAGCUGUGCAAGGCCUGCAUCUGGGGAACACUAACACUUUCCUCUCCUAUCAAUGCCUCACACAUUUCCUAUCACAAGUUAUCAAAUGUGAUCCGGAUUGUUUACGAGCCUGCCAAGAACAGAUUGAAUCCCUCCUUGAAUCCAGUCUACGUCAGGCACAGCAGCACAACGUAUCUUCAGAAACAAAGACUGUAGAGGAUGAAGCAGACCUUUCCUGCACACCUACUGACGUGCGAGAUGUGAACAUUUAAGAGGACUUCUUCUAAUGGGUUUGCUUGGCGAGAAAAGCAGACAAAGAAAGGGCAUCUGAGAAGGAAUCAGCAUCAGGAUCUCCCCCCCAGAAACCCUUUUCUCCAGGACAUUUUUAUAUCAGAAGGGAAAACCAGUCUUCUUAUAUUUUUUUCUUGCUCUGUCUCCCUUCCAUCUGUGACUUCAAACAAACAAAUAAACAAAAAAUACCCCAAAAACUGUCUUAAAAAAAGAAAAAAAUAGUAUUUGCAUUACCCCCAGGGGUUUGUGCUACAAAAAUAGAGGAUUUUAUACAAUAAUAAUCAACUAGUUUUUAUAUUAAAGUGUUCUUGUCUGUAUGUUGUAAAAAUAGGCAUUAACACACAAAAUGUCUCCAGGGGAGGUAUUAGAUUUGAUUUCUUACAUACAAAACAAACCAACCAACCAUUUUUAAAGUAGAAGAGGGUUUUGUUUUUUUGUUUUUUUUUUUUUUAGAUAGUAAAUGAAAUAUUCUGUUUUUUUCUU
Molecule: messenger RNA, 1645 nt
Organism: Charadrius vociferus (killdeer)
Lineage: Eukaryota; Metazoa; Chordata; Aves; Charadriiformes; Charadriidae
Gene: CCND1
Product: cyclin D1
Exons: 5
Coding region: 265-1143 (292 amino acids)
Biological process (GO): mitotic cell cycle phase transition; regulation of cyclin-dependent protein serine/threonine kinase activity; positive regulation of G1/S transition of mitotic cell cycle
Cellular component (GO): nucleus; cyclin-dependent protein kinase holoenzyme complex; cytoplasm
Molecular function (GO): cyclin-dependent protein serine/threonine kinase regulator activity
Source: RefSeq, a predicted model, not a curated record